Purpureocillium lilacinum is the source of this 1131-nucleotide messenger RNA. RefSeq lists its product as uncharacterized. NCBI's taxonomy places the organism in Eukaryota, Fungi, Ascomycota, Sordariomycetes, Hypocreales, Ophiocordycipitaceae. The record is from RefSeq and is a predicted model, not a curated record.
AUGAUUGUCGAAACCUUUGUCGUGCUUGCUCUUAUCACAUUCUUCGCCUUCAAGGGCGCCUCGAGACUCCGCCAUCUAUGGCAGCUCUUCCGCCUCAUGGGCGAGAACAAGUUCAAUGUGCCAAUGCCUAUCUCGCGGCUGGGCGCCCUCGACGUCGCCUCCGUCAUCGCGCUCAUGGCCCUCAAGUACAUCUAUAGCUUCCUGGGACUGCUGCCGAAGCCACAGCCCGACGCCGAUGGAGUCCACAUCCUGCUCCCCGAGGUGACGGCCAUCGCCAAGCUGCGCGUGACGAACCGAGACGAGCGACGCUUCGACCUCGCCGCCGGCGGGCCUGGCAAGGAUAAGUCCAGGCGGGACAACCGCAUCAUGUUUCUGCCGGCGCUUGUGAACCCCAUGCUAAGCCUACUGCUCGCCAACCGGAAUUGUCCCGUCCUCCCGUUUGGGUGCGUCAACACGCAGAACUCGUUCGAGGUGCACGACCCGACCAUCGCCCGCGAUGCUGCCGCCCUGCGCGAAGACAACUGCGUGGUCAUGGCGUACUUUGGUGGGCCGGAGCGCAAGGGCCGCCGGGUGAAGCGAGGCAUGGAGUUUGACAUUCGCAUCGUCGUCAUCAAGUUUGACAGCCGUGGGCACGGUGACGCCGUGAUGGAACAAGUAAUCACCAUCCUGGCCUACCUCCCUGCGUCCGCAAAGCCAAAGUUCAGGCCGGCAGAGGCCAGCAACGAUGAACCGAGGGUCGCGUGGACCGGCACACGUCGGAACAAAGUCAGUCUUGGGCUCUUGUCGCCGCGGGACUGGGCGGCGGUGUGCAAGGACUACAACCCGAUCCACAUGCUGCGGCCCAUGGCAAUGCUGUUUGGGUUCCCUGGGACGAUUGCACACGGAAACCAUGUCCUGGCCGUGGCGACGCAGCAGCUUCUCACCGCGUCCGACACGGAUGACGAACGGUUCGACGAUAUGAGGUGCAAGAUGAUCUACUCGGAAGCACCCUUCGUCCUCAAAGUGGUGUUCAAGCGGCCCAUGGUUUUGCCCCUCGACCUAGACGUCGAGUAUGGGCUGGUCGACGGGGGAGGCCUCGGCUUGCGAGUUGCGGGCGGGGGCAAGGAAUACCUUGCCGCGUGGAUGACCUGA